This is a messenger RNA of Knipowitschia caucasica, 264 nucleotides long. Lineage: Eukaryota; Metazoa; Chordata; Actinopteri; Gobiiformes; Gobiidae. The record is from the annotation of a GenBank genome assembly.
AUGGACCUACGGGACCUGCUGGAGGACUGGCCUUGGUCUCUGCAGAUCUUGGGCUCGGUGUGGUUCGAGUCUCUGGGCGUGUGCACGACGAGGAUCUCUGAUGGCAGGGGCAGCCCCCGCUGGGCCCUGUGCCUCCAUGUGCUGCAGACUCUGAGGGUGGAGGUUCCUGCAGAGAGGCUCCUGGAGCAGCAGGACGUGUGUGUGAACGUCCUGGGGCCCCUGACGUCUGACGACUCCUACGUCUGGCUCUUCCUGCAGCACUGA